GAGUGAUCUGAUGCGGACUACACCCAGCCGCGGCGCCGCCUCACUGCUCUUUUGCUGCCCCAGCCUUCGCGUUGUCUAACGUUGAAGAGUGGGCUCGAUUGGAGACUCUAAAUUGUUUGUAGGCUGUUCCUCUUCCGUCCUUCGUCUCUUUUUGGUAACCUCGCCUCCAGCGCGUUAGUGUGUUUUUUAAAUAUAGCUUCAAAUUCUUGAGUAUGUCUUGGCAAAGCUACGUGGAAAACCUGAUGGCCGAUGGCAGCUGUCAGGAUAGCGCCAUUGUUGGUUAUACGGACGCCAAAUAUGUUUGGGCAGCGCAUCCCGGUGGUACGUUCAACAAUAUCACGUCUCAGGAAAUUGAUGUCCUUGUGGGAAAGGACAGGGAGACUUUUUACACCAAUGGUCUCACUCUGGGGUCAAAGAAAUGCUCUGUCCUCCGAGACAGCCUCCAUUAUGAUGGGGACUGGACAAUGGACAUCAGGACAAAGAGCCAGGGAGGAGAACCAACAUACAAUAUUUCUGUGGGAAGAGCUGGAAAAGCAUUGGUUUUAGUCAUGGGAAAGGAGGCGGUCCAUGGUGGAACUCUUAACAAGAAAGCACAUUCAAUGGCUGACUACCUGAGGAAGUCUGGAUACUAAACAACCUCGCCACCCAUUCAUCCCCCACCCCCACCCCACCCCACCAUCACCAUGUUGUGUUGACACUACGUCCAGGGUUGGAUGGCGUACAGUGUUGCUUCCUACCCUGUCUGCUUCCCUUUCCUGGAUUAACUACCCCCCCCACCCCCCUUCCCCUUUUAUAACCCUUUCCACACCAACAUCCUGCUUCUCAUGGUUUUGGCACUACGUUACGGCAUGUUCAUCUACCCAUGGAUGUUGGAGGAAAAUGCUAAUAAAAGUAUUAAUAAUCUGGACUUGUGCGAUCGGCUGGCUUGUGUAGGGGUACACGGCGCGGUGGUUGGUGUGGAAGGGAACCGUUUGGUGCAGCAUCUAAACCAUGCAUGCAUGCGUUAUCUUCAUUACCAACCCGUCCCACUGUUCUCGGCCCAGUGUUGUAGCCAAAACCAUCUGGAUCUGCAGAUCUCCAUUAAAGAGACAGACUUCCUCUCAUGUGUACUCAUCAGCCAGCCGCUGCUUCACCAUUCGUCGCAUCAUUUCGACAUCCUGCUUGAAUGGGGUGCGUUGGGCUGCUGAGUAUAGCAUCACUGAAGCUUGGUGACAUCUUUGAGUCUCGGUGGACAUUCCCUCUGACGGCCGAGGUGCACCAGUCAUCUCGUUUGUUCUUUUCUGUAAAUCACCACACUUGUACAUUUGCCCUCCCGCUUGGACCAAUUUCCAUUAGAAGAGGGUUACCAUAGUUGCGUCAGCUUUCUUAUGGAUAAUUGUUGGCAUCUGCUGUUGACUGUAACCCACUGAGAACUCCAGAUGACUGUAAAGUAUGUAACUGCUUCUUAGAGUUCAACACAAAUGUGUCAUCACGUUAUUUUGGGCUAACUCCAAGUUCAUCGUUACAAUGAAAAUGUCCUUUUAAACAGUAUGAAUGCAUUUUGACUGUAAACCGAGGCUGCUGGGCUCCAACACCUUGGGAUAAUUUGCCUUGUGCUCUAGUCAUGGAAGUGUAUUCACGAGUCGUCUUAGUAUGGUACUUACGACAUAUUUAAAACAAUGCUGUGUUCACUAAACAUUGAAAAUGGUGUCGGUUGGAAUAAGAACGUUUGUAAGUUGUCUUGUGAAAUUUUUCUGAGAAUAACCGUGUUUUCUGUGCCAUAAAUCUAUCUGUUAGGAGUUGGAUUUGUAUCUGCUGUCCCCGCAAGAAAUCACUCUGAAUGGCACUUUCGUAAGGGAUCUUUUGGCAUCUCAUCUCCAGGAUUUGUGAAAUAUGUCCAAAAUUAAAAAAAGGAAAAAGUUUGCAAUAUUCUGUCUUUUUUUGGGGGGUUGGGUUUGUUUACCUGAAGUUUCCAGAUGCCAUGAAUUGACGUUUUGUUAAAAGAAGGAACAAAUAAAGUUGAUCCAACCAGAAGCAAA
This is a messenger RNA of Nothobranchius furzeri (turquoise killifish), 2018 nucleotides long. RefSeq names its product profilin-2. Gene Ontology annotation, molecular function: actin binding. Gene Ontology annotation, cellular component: cytoplasm. Gene Ontology annotation, biological process: regulation of actin filament polymerization; actin cytoskeleton organization; positive regulation of actin filament bundle assembly. Lineage: Eukaryota; Metazoa; Chordata; Actinopteri; Cyprinodontiformes; Nothobranchiidae. The record is from RefSeq and is a predicted model, not a curated record.